AAAGUGCCAAAUUUUACUAGAAAGCCUAGAAUUUUCAUAAUCUUAAAACGGCGUCGAACAAGAACCCUAAAAACCUAAUCACUAAAACCCUUUCGAUUAUAUAAAUUCUCCCAAAACCCCAUUUCUCUUCUUCGUCUUCCGUUUCCGCUGACUCCAUAAACCCUAACAUCCUCUCUUUUCAAGCUUUUCUUCCUCGAUUGUUAGCCAUGGAGUUCUGGGGAGUUGAAGUUCCAGCAGGAAAGCCACUCAAAGUGACGCCUGAAGAAGGAAUUCUUGUCCACAUCUCUCAUGCAUCGCUUGGUGAUUGCAAGAACAAGAAGGGAGAAACUGUGCCUUUGUAUGUGAAGGUUGGGGACGAGAAGUUUGUUCUGGGCACUCUUGUUUCUGGGAGCAUUCCUCAGACGAAUUUUGAUUUAGUAUUCGAUAAGGAGUUUGAGCUUUCUCACGAGUGGGGAAAAAGUGUCCACUUUGCUGCGGAAGUGAAAAAGAAUGCGAAGCCUGAAGCAGAUGAUGUUGAAGAGGAUGAAUCCGAUUCUGAUGAAGGAAUGAGUGUUGAUGAAGACGAUACUGAUGAUGAAGAUGAUUCCGAGGAAGAAAAGGAGGAGACACCGAAGAAGCCUGAAUCAAGCAAGAAGAGAGCCAAUGAAGCAGCACCCAAAACACCUGUGUCUGCAAAGAAGGCUAAAGCAGAAGUUACUCCUAAGAAAACAGACGAGAAGAAGAAAGGAGGACACACCGCAACGCCCCACCCAGCAAAGAAAGGUGGAAAGACUCCAGCGACUGCAACUCCAGUCUCUUGUGCUUCAUGCAAGAAGACAUUCAACUCAGAGAAUGCACUUGAGUCUCACACCAAGGCCAAGCACUCUUCUGCCAAGUGAACUGGUUUCUUAGAUCUAUCAACUACUACUCUGUUUUGGGUUUUGAGAAGGCUCAUUGUGAUAUCAUUGGAUUUUUGCUUGUUGUCUUUAUCAAAACCUUCGGAUUUUUGUUUCUUUUAUUAAAAAAACGAGUCUUAAAAAAAAGAGACCUAACUAGACUACUGGAGUACGAAUUGAUACUGAUAGAUACCUUUUUUUCAGUUUCUAUCGUUUAUACCUCCUAAUGCUGAAGAAUGCAAA
This is a messenger RNA of Thlaspi arvense, 1118 nucleotides long. The record is from the annotation of a GenBank genome assembly. Lineage: Eukaryota; Viridiplantae; Streptophyta; Magnoliopsida; Brassicales; Brassicaceae.